This is a messenger RNA of Urocitellus parryii (Arctic ground squirrel), 3681 nucleotides long. It is a transcript of the gene Fbxo40, whose product is annotated as F-box protein 40. The record is from RefSeq and is a predicted model, not a curated record. NCBI's taxonomy places the organism in Eukaryota, Metazoa, Chordata, Mammalia, Rodentia, Sciuridae. Gene Ontology annotation, cellular component: cytoplasm. Gene Ontology annotation, molecular function: ubiquitin protein ligase activity; protein binding; zinc ion binding.
UGAAUGCUCCACCAGUCUCCUGGGGCACAGCUGGACCUGUCCACUGCACACACAGGACUCCGAGGCUGCUCUGGCUUUGAAAUAAUCCUGCAAAGGGUUUUUCUCUUUCCUCGAGGGAAAGAAAGCCCAUUGAAAUAGAACCCAUUUCCCAUUAGGUUUUCCCCUGCUAAUGUCAUUCCAGUAGAGACCAAGUGAUGAUACAGAGGGGGAAGGAAAAAGUCGUAAGCUGAGCCUGGUCACAUUGCCCCUUGUGAUAUAGUUUUAUUUUUAACUUCAAAACACUUGAACUAUUUCUGUUUAAGUUUUCUCCCCUUCCCUGCCUUCCCAACAGAACUCUGUCCUCUGCUGCUGCGGAUACACCCAGGUAUCUCCCGGAGAUCUGCUUGCUCACCAUUGAGGCACACAGGAGCAGCAGAUGCUGACUCAGCCUGCACUGUUAAGAGUUAAGAAGCAAGAAGAAAUUGAGAAGCUAUGGGCAGGGUAYACAGGCCCCCACCUGGGCCACACAGGCAUUGUGAAGGAUGUAUCAACCGCCACUGCCAUGUUCCUGUGGAGCCCAACGUCUCCUGCCUGGUGAUAAGCUGCCACCUGCUCUGCGGUGCUACCUUCCACAUGUGCAAAGAGGCAGAGCACAAGCUCCUCUGUCCUUUAGAGCAGGUUCCAUGCCUCAACUCUGAAUAUGGCUGCCCCCUUUUAAUGUCCCGCCACAAGCUGGCCAAGCAUCUGCAGAUGUGCCCGGCCAGCGUGGUCUGCUGCUCCAUGGAAUGGAACCGCUGGCCAAACGUGGACUCAGAAACAAUCCUUCAUGAGAACAUCAUGAAAGAGACCCCCAAUGAGGAGUGUUUGGAUACAGCCCUGGCCCUCCAGGAUCAGAAGAUUCUCUUCGGAUCCUUGAACAUGGUAGAGCUUUUCCCAGAAACCAGAGAUGCCACAGAGGCGGAGCCAACCAGGAAUGGUGAUGCCAACUGGGAGGAAAUGGAAGGAGCAGUGGGAGGACCAGAUGCCAGUUUGGUACCACACAACGGUUUGUCAGCACCCAACGGGGAGAUGAAUGAGUUGAGUCAAGAAGAACGAGAGGCACUAGCCAAGACCAAAGAAGGGAUGGACCUGGCCAAGUUCAACAAGUGGGAAAACAUGUUCAGCAAAGAACAUGCAGCCUCUGCUUUAACUAGUUCAUCAGCAAAUUGUGAGARCAAGAGCAGGGAUGGUGCAGGGACAGAACAGAUUUCCGAUGGCAAUAACGUGGUAGAGGGAGAGGCUGCUGCCAAUGGCGAAGAACCACAGCAAGACCAGAAGCAGAGGGACUUUUCCGUAGAAAUGGAAAAGACAGGCCUUGCCCCCUGGCAGGAUGGUGUUCUGGAAAGAUUGAAAACAGCUGUAGAUGCAAAGGACUAUAAUAUGUAUCUAGUGCACAAUGGGCGGAUGCUCAUUCACUUUGGUCAGAUGCCUGCUUGUACCCCCAGGGAGAGAGACUUUGUUUAUGGCAACCUUGAGGCUCAAGAAGUUAAGACCGUUUACACCUUCAAAGUUCCUGUGAGCUACUGUGGGAAGCGAGCAAGAAUUGGGGAUGCCAUGUUGAGUUGUAGGCCAAGUGAACACAAGGCCGUAGAUACUUCUGACUUGGGGAUCACCGUGGAGGACCUGCCAAAAUCAGACCUCAUCAAGACCACCCUCCAGUGUGCUUUGGAAAGAGAACUCAAGGGCCACGUCAUCUCUGAAUCCAGGAGCAUCGAUGGGCUGUUUGUAGAUUUUGCCACACAGACGUACAACUUUGAGCCAGGACCGUUUUCCUCGGGGACAGUGCUGGCUGAUCUCCUGACUGCUGCCAACCCAGGGGGACUUCAUGUAGAGCUCCACAGUGAGUGUGUGACCAGGAGACACAACAAGAGUAGCUCUGCGUUUACUUUCACCUGCAACAAAUUCUUCAGAAGGGAUGAAUUCCCCCUGCACUUUAAGAACGUCCACACAGACAUUCAGUCAUGCCUCAACGGCUGGUUCCAACACCGAUGCCCCCUUUCCUACCUGGGAUGUACAUUUGUUCAGAACUAUUUCCGUCCCCCAGGACAAAAGGCCAAAGUGAUCUACAGUCAGAAGCUCAAGACCUUUGCCAUCAAGCCCGAGGUUGCUCCAGAGCUGAACGAGAGCAGGAAGAACAACCAUCUCAUAGAUCAAGGAGGAAAAAGCCAGAACUCUCUAACCAGCCUGCCCCUGGAGGUUUUGCAGUACAUUGCUGGGUUCUUGGACAGCAUCAGCCUGUCCCAGCUCUCCCAGGUGUCUGUGCUGAUGAGGAAUAUCUGUGCCACCCUGUUACAGGAGAGAGGGAUGGUCCUCUUGCAAUGGAAGAAGAAGAAGUACUCUCAUGGAGGCACCUCCUGGAAAGUCCACAGAGAGAUCUGGCAGUUCAGCAGCCUCUUCUCCCAAAUCAAGAGCUGGGAGUUUAAUGAAGUCACCUCCAUGUCUGAGCAUCUGAAGGCCUGUCCUUUCAACAUCAUAGAGCACAAGACUGACCCGAUUCGUUUGACCAGCAUGUGUCAGCCCCGUGAGCAGGCCCAAGAGAGCUUAGUCUCCACCUUUAGAACUAGACCACGAGGAAGACACAUCUAGAGAUUUGGAUGGCAUCAUUSUUGAAUUUUUCCUUGGAGUGAUUGAAAGCAGGACUGAGAAUGGUUUGAGAAACCCCUGCUGUAACUGCAUAUUCUGCUUCAUUGCAUGUAUUGGAACAUAUGAUGUCUUUCAAAACCUCAGCAAUUGUACUAGAUCUAAGAAUUUCCUAAGCGAUGACUUAUAUGAUAAUGCCACACUGUGACUUAGUUUUCUUUUUCUUUUUUCUAAAAUAGAUAAGUCUGAGGAGAGAAUAAGUAACUGAGGCUAUUUGGAAAGGAAUACAAGUCUUUAGGAAGUGAGAGAGCAAUGAAAUUCCGUAACCAACAAAAGCCCAUGAUUUUACACUGGGCUUUUUGGUUUACAAARCUUGCAUAUUGGCAGGGCAGACAGUGCAUGGACAGUCAGUUACUUCCUAGGGUGCAGAGUUACCUCCCAGGGUGCAGGGUGGAGGGCAUCCAGCUCUAAGGUUCUGAAGCUGGGCCUGUCUUGACAGUCAAGUUCAGGGUGACUUUUGGUCACCCUGAUGCCUCUAAACCCAAGUAGUCCCAACUCAUCCUAAUAGAACAGAGCCCCCUGGCUGAGCACAGCAGCCUGGAGGAUACCGCAGGCCCAAAGGUAAGGAGAUCACUGAGUCUCUUGUGUAGAUUCUUAGCAAGGUAUAGAAAGCCUUGAAAAACGAGGGAGAGUCCAGAGGAGACUCUGUAUUUUCAAAGAAAGGACAAAAGCCUCAAGCCUACUUUUGAACGUUUUUAAUAAUGAUUCAGAGUCAAGGUUGUUUUUUCCUGAGACGUAUAUUGUAGGUCUGGGUGAAGGAGAGCAUAGGCAUAGCCCAGUGCCACCCUAUAUCUGAAAUGACCUCCAUACAUGAUGCCAACCUCAGUGUCAUGCCAGGACACACAGGGAAGCUGAGGAGACUACGUGUUGGGUAAAGCCCAAACAAGACCCCCCACAGUUCCUGUGGCACUGGUCCGCAGGUACCAUACACCACUUGGAUAGUCCACUGGGGGCCCUAGAGAGAAAGACAUAUGAACACAGUGGUUCCUUGGAUUGCCCCAAGCUUGCUGGUCAUUCCUCCAG